AUGACACUCACCGAAAUGGCAACACAAGGACAGGACUCCCAGGGAACCCAACAAUCCCAAAGCAUGACGAAGAGAGCCGUCGUCUCUUCUUUCAUCUUUCGCUUCCCUCCAGGGCAGUCUACCAAGCCGUCCGUAGCGUUGUUCAAGCGGAGCGAGAAAGUGAGAACGUACCGCCAUCACCUUGCGCCUAUCUCCGGUAGCAUCGAUCCGACUGAUCCUGAUCCUCUCGCGGCGGCAUGGCGUGAAUUGUGCGAAGAGACCUCUCUCACUCCAUCGGAUCUCAGCUUCUGGCGCACCGGCAAGCCAUUCACCUUCAGCGACCCCUCCAUCGGCCGAGAAUGGACCAUUCAUCCGUUCGCGUUUCGUCUCAAAGACCCCGCAGAAGGGGGACGGGGGGGAGAGGCUAUUCGGACUGACUGGGAACAUGAAGGGUGGCAGUGGUACGAUCCUCGCGCGGUACUCGGAGACGAAAGCCUGAACACUGUUCCACGUCUACAAGACAGUUUAAGACGGGUCUGGUUCGAGGGCACAACCAACGAGCGAGCGGGAAAGGCUCUUGCGGCUGGUCUGGAACGACUGCGAGCGGACCAUGAGAGUGGCGCGCAUGAAUUGACGGCGAUAGCGCUCACGGUGUUCCGUGACUUCAUCGUGUACACGCAAAAUCACCUCGAUGCGGAAUGGUGGGAUAUGGUUCGAAUGGCAGCAUGGCAUCUUGUCAAGAACGGACGAGAAAGCAUGGGUGCAGCCACGCAGAACGCCGUUCUAUCUGUUCUAGCGGAGAUAGAAGAGAUCAUGGAGCAGAAGACCGGUGCCGAGCAGAAGUGGGAUCGGAUCCUGGCUCUGAUCGAUUUCCACCUGAGGAAUCGCACUGAUACUGCACAGCAGGUCAAAAAUUCCUUCAUCUCCUACCUUCAGUGCCACUUUUCGUCCAAUGGCACACAAAAGGAUCGGCUGACCAUGCUCACCAUAUCCUCCAGUUCGACUAUCCGGGACAGUAUCUUGGAAGCAUACGACGCGCUCGGGAUUCAAACACUUGAACUGCGGGUCCUCGAGUCGAGGCCGCUUUUCGAGGGUGCCAGCCUGGCCUCGUCGAUCCUGUCGGCGUUCAAAUCCCAGUCGAAGUCCCCCGACAAACACCUGCAUAUCACGAUGUACACCGAUGCAUCAGCUGCACUGGCCGCCAGAGACGUCGAUAUCAUCCUGCUCGGUGCAGACCGCAUUUCCGCCACCAAGGGUGUCAGCAACAAAACCGGAUCCCUGCCUUUGGUGCUCAGCGCGAAGUAUGUCACUCCAGGCGUGCGGGUUGUCGUGCUCAGCAACGUAGAGAAGAUUAAUGGAACGGCCGGAGUAAUUGACGACGGACUCGCCGAGGGCAAUGAUCCAUUUGAGGUGUCAAGUGCUUGGCGCAGCGACGGUGUCAAGGGUGUGCAGGUGCUAGAGAAUGGGAUGAGAGGCAGCAAGUCGGACCAGGAGAAUUCGUCUGUCACAGUGGCGAAUACCUACUUCGAAUGGGUUCCUCUGGACAUGGUGGAUGCCUUCAUCUGUGAAGAGGGAAUCCUUCAGAAGGAUAGUAUUGAGGAGAAGACCCGUGAUCUGAGAGAGAAGGCCGAUCGGUACUUUGGUAGUUUGUAA
Aspergillus pseudonomiae is the source of this 1632-nucleotide messenger RNA. Its product is annotated as translation initiation factor eIF-2B subunit family protein. Gene Ontology annotation, molecular function: S-methyl-5-thioribose-1-phosphate isomerase activity. The record is from RefSeq and is a predicted model, not a curated record. NCBI's taxonomy places the organism in Eukaryota, Fungi, Ascomycota, Eurotiomycetes, Eurotiales, Aspergillaceae. The coding region runs from base 1 to 1632 and encodes 543 amino acids. The transcript is spliced from 2 exons.